UCUGUUUGGUGUCCUUUUGUAUAUUAGAUAUGCUUCAUCUUUGGUUGGUGAAGAAAGAGAAAUUAAGGAAAACUAAACUGAAACCACAUUACGUUGGGUAAGUUACUUUUUGCUUUCCUCCCAAAAUUGUUGUGAGAACGUUUUUCUAUUUUGUGUAGAGAAUGAUGUCUAGUUUAUUCAUAAUAUUCAAUAAUCUGUAGCACAGUUGUGGUAUUUCCCCAGUAGGUUUAGCAACGCGUUGCGUUGGUUUGUUUUUUUAGUUUGUUAUUUUUGUGCUUUUUGCUGGGUUGAGAGCACUGCCGCUUUUGUGUGUCUCACUGGUUUGUCCGUGAGAUUAUACGAUUGACGGUAUUUGAGUGCUUAAAAAGACUCAACUCUUGGCAUGGGCAUGAAGAUUAGGGUCUACUUAUUGUAGGGAAAAAGGGAAAUAGAGUAGUGGGGAAUAAUCACGAUUUGUGUUUACAGGUAGUUGAGAACAGUUGAAUCUCGUUGUAAAUGGUUGAGUUAGACUUAUUUUUUGAGUCUCCUAGUGAGGAACUGUUUGAUCAGCUAACCAAGAAACAAUUGUUGGUGGUUGCUGCAAAAUAUGAUAUACAGUUAAAUACUAAGGAUAAAAAGUUGAAGGACAGUGUUGCAUUAAUUGUUAAAACUGCUCUUAUUAACUUGAAUGUCCUUGAUACUAGUGAGUUUGGUUCUGAUCGUGUUGGCGAAAUGGCUUCAACAUUCUCUUUUGAGCAGAGGAAAGAACUGAUGCUUUUAGAGUUAGAAAAGGUAAGAUUGAAUCGUGAAGUUGAGAUUCGUAAAUUAGAGGUUGAGGCUGUGCGUUUUCAGUUGAUUGGGGAAGGCAAGUUGGCAGGGACUGGUGUGUCCAGUUCUGUAAUGGGGUUGGAUGUUGCCAAUAAUAUUAGACUGUUGCCCAAGUUUAGUGAAACUGAUGUUGAUACGUUCUUCAGUUUAUUUGAACGUUUGGCAAGUAUGAUGAAAUGGCCUGAGAAGGAGCAGACUGUAAUGCUGCAAUGUGUGUUAACUGGUAAGGCACAAAAGGCCAUUUCUGCCUUAAGUACUCAUGAUGGUCAAAGCUAUCAAAAGGUAAAAGAGGCUGUGUUAAAGGCUUAUGAGUUGGUGCCAGAGGCCUAUAGGCAGAAAUUUAGGAACAUGCGGAAACUUACAGAACAGACAUAUUCUGAAUUUGUGAAAGAUUUAAAAAUUCAGUUAGAUUGUUGGUGUUCUGCCUCAGGAACAGAUACGUAUGAAAAUCUUUAUGAAUUGUUUUUGUUAGAGCAAUUUAAAAGUACUUUGCCUGAGCAUGUGUCCAUUUUUCUGAUCGACCGUAAUGUUAUAUCUACAGAAGAAGCUGCAGUUCUUGCUGAUGAGUAUGUACUCAAUCAUAAGGUAGAACUUAAGAAAGGUAGGUCAAAGUUCACUGAUAAUCCUGAAGAUGGUGCAGUUCCCCGUCAUGUCCCUUCUGAUAAAGGAGAGAGGAAUUUGAGAAAUUAUGUUGACAAAAAUGACCGUUGUGCUUAUUGUCAUCUAAAGGGUCAUUGGAAAAAGGAUUGUUUAGCACUCAAAGGAAAAGUGAUGCGUACCAAAUCUGAACUAAAGCCUACUCUUACUGUUUCAUCUGUUGAGAGUGACAUUAAUAUUGAUUGUUGCCUUGAUGUUUUACAGAAUGUGGCGAAACCUGUGGUACUUUGUAAUGAUGGAGACACUGGCUAUGCUGCUUUUAUUACAGAUGGCUAUGUGUCAUUACUUGGAUGUGACAAGCAGGUCCCUGUUAAGGUGUUGAGAGAUACUGGUGCAUCAGAGUCAUUUAUCUUGGAAUCUGUUCUGCCUUUUUCACAGAAAUCUGAUACAGGGAAUAGUGUGUUAAUUAGAGGCAUUGGACUGCAUACACUUUCUGUUCCCUUGCAUAAUGUGUUCCUUCAAUCAGAUUUAGUAAAUGCACCAAUGCACUGGAGUUCGACCUUCUCUGCCAGUGGAGGGAGUUUCAGUUAUUUUGGGAAAUAA
This is a messenger RNA of Misgurnus anguillicaudatus (oriental weatherfish), 2007 nucleotides long. The record is from RefSeq and is a predicted model, not a curated record. Lineage: Eukaryota; Metazoa; Chordata; Actinopteri; Cypriniformes; Cobitidae.